Messenger RNA from Benincasa hispida (wax gourd), 627 nucleotides. NCBI's taxonomy places the organism in Eukaryota, Viridiplantae, Streptophyta, Magnoliopsida, Cucurbitales, Cucurbitaceae. The record is from RefSeq and is a predicted model, not a curated record.
AUGGCUUCUUAUAAACUUUCUUCUCUUGUUUUCUUACUUUUAUUUGGUAUUGAGAUUUCUAUUGCAACGAGAGCACUCACAACCUAUAGUCAAGGAGAAUAUGGUAAUCCAAGUACCUACAGUAAUGGUGGGUAUAAUUAUGUAGGAGAAAAUGGUGUUGGGCGAUAUGCUGGUGGAUAUACUCCUAAGGGUUAUGGAUAUGGAAAAUAUAAGAAUGAUUAUUAUUCAGGUCGAGAAAAGUACGGUCAGGGCACUACUAGUUUUGGUUAUGGUGUUUCUGGAUACGACACUGGAAAAAGUAAAGGGAAUGAUGAUGAUUACAGUGAACAAUAUGGACAAGGCUAUGGCGAUGGUGGAGGAAAACGUGGAGGAUCAUUCAAUGAGUAUAAUAGUUAUGCAAGUGGUUGUAAAGAUGGAGGAGUAAAUAACUAUCCUAGCUAUGGAUAUGAUGAGAAGGGUGGAGAGAUGUCCAAAGAAUACAAUGAUAAUAGAUAUGGUGGCAAAAGUGGAGAAAUGUAUGAAUAUCCGAAUUAUGGAGCUGGUAACAAAGGUGACAAAUCAUACAAAGAAUAUGGUGGUCGUCAAGGAAGCAGUGCAUAUGAUGGAGAUAGUGGCACCAAACCUUGA